Hemibagrus wyckioides is the source of this 1615-nucleotide messenger RNA. It is a transcript of the gene scxa, whose product is annotated as scleraxis bHLH transcription factor a. Lineage: Eukaryota; Metazoa; Chordata; Actinopteri; Siluriformes; Bagridae. Bases 485 to 1090 code for a protein of 201 amino acids. The transcript has 2 exons. Gene Ontology annotation, molecular function: protein dimerization activity; RNA polymerase II transcription regulatory region sequence-specific DNA binding; DNA-binding transcription factor activity, RNA polymerase II-specific. Gene Ontology annotation, biological process: regulation of transcription by RNA polymerase II; developmental process. The record is from RefSeq and is a predicted model, not a curated record.
GCUCACCCCAGACACUCCCACAGCAUAUAAAUCCAAGCCAUACUGAAUUUCUCAGACAGAAACCACACGUGGAGCUCAACUCACAGCACAGAGCUUGCGGCUGAAGCAGAGCGAGGCAAAGAGAGGCAGAGCAUGGGACAAAGUUUCAAAGAAGUCAAAGCAGCUGUGGAUAGACAGAGUCAACACCGUGGAUGUGAGUAAAGAAGGUAAAAAGACAGAACUCUAUCAUCAGUUGAAGUCUUCAUAAAAUCUGGAGGACAUUUUUGUGCUGCUCCACAAAAAAAGGCAGUAUUCCAUGAGGCAUCGACGCUGUUGUUGUUAAGUGCUCCCCAUGCUAGCAAGGAGUCUGAAGUGAGGAGAGUGAGUCAGUCCUGCAUGCUGUAUGGUUUCUAUACACUGCGUGAUUGCAUGACCAACUCUGCAUGACUCUGGACCACGUCUGAGGUCUGAGCCACAGAGCGCUCUACAAGGUUUUUACACAAAAAUGUCAUUCGCAAUGGUGCGUCCAGCCCCAAGCCGCUACCUAUACUCGGAUAUCUCCAUGAUGUCUGAGGACGAGGAGAAUGGCAGUGAGAGCUCGGGUUCUGACGACCGCUCCUUCCGACUGGAUGCCUCCGGCUACGAGCUCAAGGUGGGCGGCAGAAAGCGGAAACCAGGCAGCGGAGGUGGAGGGGGGCACGUUGGUGGAGUGCUACCAGGCACCGCAGGCAGUCCACCAGGCGAAGGGCGGAAACGGAACGCGGCCAACGCGCGGGAACGAGACCGUACCAACAGCGUGAACACAGCCUUUACAGCACUCAGGACUCUUAUCCCCACUGAGCCGGCAGACAGGAAGCUGUCCAAGAUUGAGACUCUGCGUCUGGCUUCCAGCUACAUCUCGCAUCUCGGCAACGUCCUACUGGUAGGCGAGGCCUGCGGUGACGGGCAGCCGUGCCACAGUGGCGGACCUUCUGCAGGCUACUAUCAUCAUCACGGAUCACCGACACGAGAUUCUGAGAACUCACAGCCCAAACAGAUCUGCACUUUCUGCCUCAGCAACCAGAGGAAAAUGGGCAAAGACAGAGAAAGAAAAACAGCUCUGAGGAAUUAAAACAGACGAGGAAGAUGAUGAACUGGCAGAGAUUUGAGAACGAUCACAAACUUUUGACUCAAGACUCGACUUGGUGUAUAUAUGCAAAUAAAAUCAUAUUUAAUUGAUUCUGUGUAAACGACACGCGGACCCUUACCCUUGGCCUGGAAAGCAGUUACAGUGACGACUAAACCCUCUCAGAUAUUUUCAAAAGAUUUUCAUAUCCGGCAGCCUCAAGCCAGUGCACAUCCUGACUUCUGCACCUCACUGGACCUCCACAGUUUCCGGCUUCGGCACAGAGGAGACGCAAAUAUUCAUCAAAAUAAAAACCGAGCAAAUGAACAUCGGCGCUGCGGGUUAAGGGGGAGGCAUACGAUCAGAGCGCAUGUGGAGAAAGAAGAACUGGGUACAGAGAGAAAUAAAACAUCAUCUUUAACAAAUCAAAUUUUACAGAAACACCUCGCACGUUCAGACAAAAGUGCAUUUAGUUAAAGAAUAAAACAACAAUAAUUUAAUAAAAUUAAACACAAUGUAAUGUAUGUUAAA